Aspergillus niger is the source of this 1167-nucleotide messenger RNA. RefSeq lists its product as uncharacterized. The record is from RefSeq and is a predicted model, not a curated record. The coding region runs from base 1 to 1167 and encodes 388 amino acids. NCBI's taxonomy places the organism in Eukaryota, Fungi, Ascomycota, Eurotiomycetes, Eurotiales, Aspergillaceae. Gene Ontology annotation, molecular function: adenine deaminase activity. Gene Ontology annotation, biological process: purine ribonucleoside monophosphate biosynthetic process; adenine catabolic process; hypoxanthine salvage. Gene Ontology annotation, cellular component: cytosol. The transcript has 2 exons.
AUGGCCUCGAAGGUGUCUGUCCUCUCAAACGAAACCCUGCGAGAUUAUCGAAGCGCAAUCCACCAGCACAAUGACAAGUUCAUCAAAGACAUCCCCAAAGUCGAAAUGCAUGUCCAUAUCGAGGGCACAAUGACCCCUGAACUCCGGUGGGAGCUCGCGCAACGGCGCGGGGAGUCGGUGCUCAAUAUCAAUACCCAGCAGCCUUGCGAGAGUUUGUCGGAGCUGAAGGGUACGUAUGAGCUCCUCAAUGACCUGGAAGAAGGGGGUGUAGAUGGUGGAAUGCGCCGGUUCUUUGAACUGUAUUACGGUGGCUUCAGUGUCCUUCGGGAUGAAGAAGAUUUCUAUCGUCUUGCAAUGAACUACUUCAGAAAGGCAGCAUCCAUGAACGUACGUUAUUGUGAGCCGUUCUUUGACCCGCAGGGUCACACACGAAGAGGUGUCCCUUUUGAGACAAUGAUGAAUGGAUUCAAGAGGGCGCAGAGUGAGGCCUCUCAGAGUCUUGGGGUCCACUCUCAGUGGAUAAUGUGCAUGCUGCGAGAUAUGUCCCCCGAGUCUGCUAUGGAGCAUUAUUUUCAAGCACUACCAUAUCGCGACAUGAUCGUUGGAAUUGGUCUGGACUCCCUAGAGGUGGACCGUCCGCCAUUGCUCUUUGAAGAUGUUUUUCUCCGCGCUCGCAGAGAUGGCUUCCGGAUUACCUGCCAUUGCGACGUCGGCGACAAGGAUACACUGAGGAAUAUUGGACAAGUGGUUGACCAGCUGGGAGGAAGCGGAGCGGACAGAAUUGAUCAUGGUUUACAUGCCGCCGACGAUUCUUCUCUUCUUCAGAGGAUCAAAGAAAAGGACCUUGGAAUGACGAUAUGUCCUUGGGGCUAUCUUUGCUACUCCGGAGAAGCUGAGAUUAUUGAUCGGGUUCGCACAUUAUACAACGCUGGCAUCAAAAUAGCGAUUGGCAGUGAUGACCCGUCAUAUAUGGAAGAUAUUUGGCUAAACAAUAGCCUCUACCUCCUUCGUUUACUGGGCAAUUUCACUGAUGCUGAAUUCUUCCAGCUACAGCGGAAUGCGAUUGCUAUUUGUUGGGCCCCUGCUGAUAUUAAAGCAGCAAUCCUGAAGGAACUCGAGGGGUUUUGGCCGAAGGAAGGAGCGGAACAUGGCAGCCAUGCAGAUUAG